GGGUAGUGGGAGUUGUGGUGGAGGGGCUACGGGGCGUGUGUGACUACUGUGGAUGGAGGCUGGGGUCCUGCCCCUGUUGACAGUAAGCUACCAGAGGACAGACCUGUUUCCUUUGCCCUGACUCAAGUUCUGCUAGGGCGGUGUCCAAGCCUGGGUGGCCGGUUGAUUGACAGCGCAGGCUGGGGGUGCGGCACCUUUAAGGGCAGUGUUGAGGGCGGAGAAUCCGACAGAGUCUGCGCAGUGGCGGCGCCAGCGGCAGCUGCGGCGGCUGCGGCUGUGGGUUCACUUCCAGGUUCCGCCAAAGCUGAAGCAGAGGAGGCUGGGCCGGGUCCGGGGCCGCCUCCUCGCGGAGCAGCCGCCGCCUCCGGGAGCCUCCUGAGGGACCGCCACCAGCGUGGGACGUAGGGCCGAGGACAGGACCCAAGCGAGCCCGGCGCAGCCAUGGAGGAAGCAUCUCCCUUUUCCUUAUUGGAUAUUUGCUUGAAUUUCCUGACCACUCACUUGGAGAAAUUCUGUUCAGAAAGACAAGAUGGAACGCUGUGCCUGCAGGAACCAGGCAUGUUCCCCCAAGAAGUGGCUGAUAGACUUCUCCAGACAAUGGCCUUACAUGGCCUGCUAAAUGAUGGCACUGUGGGAAUUUUCCGAGGCAACCAAAUGCGCUUGAAGCGAGCAUGUAUCCGCAAAGCAAAGAUCUCUGCUGUAGCUUUCCGGAAAGCCUUUUGCCACCAUAAGUUGGUGGAACUUGAUGCCACUGGUGUGAAUGCCGACAUCACCAUCACAGAUAUCAUUAGUGGGCUUGGCAGUAACAAAUGGAUUCAGCAGAAUCUGCAGUGCCUGGUGCUGAACUCGCUCACCCUUUCCCUGGAAGAUCCAUAUGAAAGGUGCUUCAGCCAGCUGUCUGGGCUUCGGGCUUUGAGCAUUACCAACGUCCUCUUCUACAAUGAAGACUUGGCUGAUGUGGCUUCAUUGCCAAGGCUGGAGAGUCUGGACAUCUCCAACACGUCAGUGACAGACAUCACAGCACUGCUCGCUUGUAAGGACCGUCUCAAGUCCCUGACCGUACACCACCUGAAGUGCUUGAAGAUGACCACCACCCAGAUCUUGGACGUGAUCAGAGAGCUCAAGCACCUGAACCACCUGGACAUUUCCGACGAUAAGCAGUUCACCUCUGACAUAGCUCUUCGUCUCCUGGAGCAGAAGGACAUUCUGCCAAAUCUCAUAUCUCUGGACAUUUCUGGGAGGAAGCACGUCACUGACAAAGCUGUGGAAGCCUUUAUCCAGCAGCGGCCUACUAUGCAGUUUGUCGGCUUGUUGGCCACAGAUGCCGGCUAUUCGGAAUUCCUCACUGGCGAAGGCCAUUUGAAGGUAUCAGGAGAAGCUAAUGAGACUCAGAUUUCAGAAGCAUUGAAGCGAUACAGUGAGAGGGCCUUCUUUGUCCGGGAAGCCCUCUUUCAUCUCUUCAGCCUGACUCAUGUCAUGGAAAAAACAAAGCCUGAGAUAUUGAAGCUGGUGGUUAUUGGCAUGAGGAACCACCCCAUGAACUUGCCAGUCCAGCUAGCAGCGAGCGCAUGUGUGUUUAACUUGACCAAACAGGACUUAGCCGUGGGAAUGCCUGUGCGGCUCCUGGCAGACGUGACCCACCUGCUGCUCAAAGCCAUGGAGCACUUUCCCAAUCACCAGCAGCUACAGAAAAACUGCCUUCUUUCACUGUGCAGUGACCGGAUCCUUCAAGACGUUCCAUUUGACAGGUUCGAAGCUGCCAAACUUGUCAUGCAGUGGCUCUGUAAUCAUGAAGACCAGAACAUGCAGAGGAUGGCCGUAGCAAUCAUCUCCAUCCUCGCUGCAAAGCUUUCUACGGAACAGACUGCCCAGUUGGGAGCUGAGCUCUUCAUCGUCAGGCAACUUCUCCAGAUAGUGAAGCAAAAAACCAGCCAGAACUCCGUGGACACAACCCUCAAGUUCACCCUGAGCGCCCUUUGGAAUCUCACGGAUGAGUCCCCAACAACCUGCAAACACUUUAUAGAAAACCAGGGUCUUGAGCUCUUCAUGAGGGUGCUGGAGUCCUUCCCAACAGAGUCCUCCAUUCAGCAGAAAGUCCUUGGCCUUUUGAACAACAUAGCUGAAGUCAAAGAAUUACAUUCUGAGCUGAUGUGGAAGGACUUUAUAGACCAUAUCAGUAAACUCCUGCACAGCGUUGAGGUUGAAGUCAGUUACUUCGCAGCAGGAAUUAUUGCCCAUUUGAUAUCCAGAGGUGAACAGGCCUGGACAUUGAGCCGCACCCAAAGAAAUGCUCUCCUCGAUGAUCUGCAUUCGGCCAUUUUGAAAUGGCCAACACCGGACUGUGAGAUGGUGGCAUACAGGUCUUUUAAUCCGUUUUUCCCAUUGCUCGGCUGUUUUACGACCCCUGGUGUGCAGUUGUGGGCGGUAUGGGCCAUGCAGCACGUCUGCAGCAAGAACCCGGCUCGGUACUGCAGCAUGCUCAUUGAAGAAGGUGGGCUGCAGCAUCUCUACAACAUCAAGGAGCAGGACCAGACUGACCCCCACGUUCAGCAGAUCGCCAUCGCCAUCCUGGACAGCUUGGAAAAACACAUUGUCCGCCAUGGGCGACCGCCUCCGGGGAAGAAGCAGCCCCAGGCCAAGCUCCAUUGAGAGCCAAAGGUCAAGGGCCCAUGGAAGGCCUGGCACUGUGGUUGUGUUCCCUCCUCUGCACGUUAGUCAGGAGGCCUACUGCAGUGAGGAGCCUUGGCACCUUAUUGCUGCAGGAUUAUUUAUUAGUGGACGUGGACAGUGAUGCCCAUUCAAGCAAUUCUUUAAUUCCUCUUGUGAUUUUUUUAAUUUAAGGCAAAAAGAGAGAAGGACCCCGUGCAACCUUCUCUGAUGCCAUUUAGAGACCUUUCCACAUAAUUCCUUUGGUGUGUGAAUAUACCUGUGCUUGUGAGAUUGUGCAUCAUUAGGACAAACUUCAGUGCACGAGCCCACUGCAAAGAUGGGUCUACAUUGAGGAGAUCUGCAAAAUUUUCCCAAGCCAGUUGGUGCUUGAUGGGAUAGGUGGUCUGCUUUCUCUGCCUGGCACAGCUCCUGCCUUUGAUGCUCUGGCCCCUCCAUACUCCCAAGCCAUCCCUUGAGAAGGAGCACGUGAGUGGCAGCAUAGCACUUGGAUUCUGUGUCUCACCUGGUGGAGGCCCUCUGCCAGGCUAUAAAGCUGGUGGGGAACGACAAGGCGAAGAGCUUCAGGCUAUUGAUGGAAGAGAGGUCUUGGGCAAGUGGCCUCUGUCCUGAAGCCUUCACUUGCAUGACCUCUCUUUCUGAGACUUUCCUGAUGCAGCAACCAAGCAUGUGUGUUCUCUCUUUAUCCUGGGAAGGCUGCUCAGCUGUUUUUCUUGUAAAAGUUUUUGAUACCUGACCCCCUUCCCUCCUUAAGAAUCUUUCGGACUUUUUUUUGUGAAAUAUCCUAAGAUCCCCUUUUUUUGAAAAUCACAGUUGUUGUGGAGGUUCCCUGUAUACAUCACCACCACCAUCCCCAUGACCCCCAGCCAUUUCUUUUCUAUUUCAUGUCUUUCUGUGUCCAGGGAACUCAAGGUUGCACCACACAUUCCCCUGCCCCGUUGGGAGUAAUGCUGGCAGUGAUGGGCCCUGGGGUCCUGAAGUGCAAGGCCCUUGGUUGCCUCUGUUUUUGUUCUGAUGUCUUGUCCCUGUCUUACUGCCAGAGGAGGAAAAGACAGCCAAGGAAGGAAAAUUUGGCAAUUGCUUGGCAUCUAGUACCAUCAUCAGUGUAUUCAGGAAAAUCUCUCUUGAUUGGCAACCAAUCACCUAAAAAGUCACUUGUUCUAGGAUUUUGCACUACACACAAGUGUCAUUAUGUUCCCAGUGGGGCCUUCUUAGAGCACUGGGGGACCAGCACUUGUCAGACUCCCCAAGGAGGAGAUGCUGUGUUGUUUUAUUACAGAUCCAGGUCUGUGGGAAAGACAGAAUCCAUCUUUCCUUUACAGCAUGGCUCUUGUUUCCCUGGAACAGCCAGAGUUUUAAAGUGAGAUCUGAGUUGGUGUGUUGAAGGUAGCUAGGGCCUAGGGGUGUUUGUAAGACUGCUCAUUUCCUAAAGAAAUGUCUCUUUUUUUAAUGCAAUUAUCUUACUGGCAUGCGGUUAACAUCUUGGUUUGGUCUCAUUUCAAAUGACCGUAAGAAUAAUUCAACUUUAAUUUCGAAGUCUGCUUGGUUAGAAUGAAAAUUGAAUCCAGCUAAAGGAAGAAAAUGAGUAAAUUCAUGGUGGUUAGAGUUUAUUUUGUUUGAGCUCUGGACUUCUGACCCCGUAGGCUGAGAAAUCUUGUAGACUUGGCCCAUCGUCACAAGUCAAAUCUACUUCAGAGGGAUAUAGCAGACUUUUUUUUAAGGGGAAGAAAACCUGAUGUCAUGUUCAUAUAAAAUUGAAUUUAAUUUCAAUUUUUCCUUUUGGAUUAUUUUAACUUGUUUUUAAAACGUCACUAACUGUACAAUGUGACAUGUUGGCAGGAUAAUGCAUAUACUUGGCCAAUCAGAGCUGAACUGAAGACCAGGGACAAUUGUCACCAGCCUCAAAGCUCCAUCUGUGCAUCUGCUACUUCCAGCCUGAGCACCCAAGGGGAUGGGCAAAGAGAUCUGUGAGGAAUUGGCAUUCCCCUUCUGUUCUACCCCAUACAGGAUGAAAGCACAUGUGCUGAUCACAUGGAGAGGUCAUGAAGUCACUGAAAAUGUCUAGAAGAUGGAAAGUUUCCAUUACGGUACAGGCCAGAUGAGCUGCCCAGUGGAAACCAAGCAGCUGCUCUCUUAGCUUGAUUAUUUAAAGUUUGAUUUAACCUUAAUCCCCACCCCACCCCUCCUCAGCAAUGGGCAGAACCAUUGGAGGAGGAGCCCCACAGCAGUUGGCACUUGCCCCAUUUGUGUUUACAAAUGCUAGUGCCUUUCUUUCCCAGAUGCUUCUUAGUGGGGUGCUAGAGCACAUGGAGGUACCAGACUGUGUGGGUUAGACUCUAGAUCCAGCUGGGCUGUGAUUGAUAUAGGGAAACAGUGUCUAUGGAGCCACAUGGGGAAUGCCCUGGCCCUCCCUGUGGCAAAGCUUUGUACUUUCCAAUAAUAGAGCACUGGAAUGGUUUCGACAUUUGUUGCCUUCCACAGUUCCCCCUCCUAUGGCUAGGAGUACUGGGUCAAGCACAAAGUGGAUGACAGUGGAACCACUCCCAGCAUCAGUGCACUCAAAAGAAUACAUCACUCGGGAUAGCAAUGCUAUGAAAACUGUGCUAAGGGAAAGGGGUAAACCUUCUGAGAGCCCAGCAGGCACCAGGACUGCAGAGCUUCCCUUCGGAGCCAUACUUGCUUGUCAGGCCCGAGGAUGGCCAGAAUUAGUAGCUACCUUUCCCUAUCCCUACGUAGGUUGAGCUGUGAUUUUGACACUACAUAAAAGCACCCUUGGUUUGUGCAAUGAACAAGACUAAGAAGUAUUGGGUAGGCCUCUUGGCUUCUCCAGCCAAGUCGUCAGUGAUUCUGACCUGUAGGAGUUGAAGGCUUGCUCAGUCUCCUGGUUGUGUUUCUGAAUUUAAGAAUGUCGGCCCCAUCACUCCAAGGCUGUGCUCUAGGACAUGGAAGCUGUUGUGGUUCGGAAUGACUGUCUGGGAUACAGGGGUGCGGAUGGCCCAAGAGUGGUGGGCCGUGAUCGCAGGAGAAGGUUGUUUAUAGGGGUCCCUUCUUUGUGAAAUUUACUGAGAGGCCCUGAUAAGGUAGGGUGAGUUUUAGGGAAAUUGCUGCUGUUGAUGGAAAAUCUGGGGCCGGCCAGUCUGUGACCUAAGCUAACCCAUCUCCAUUGGAAGCUGUUCCGGGAUUCAGUUAGGAGCAAGCCCUUCAGGUCACGUGCUGAGGUGAGAGGGCCAAGAACGGGCCAGCCGGGUACCAGCACUGGUCCGCCAGUCUCCAGAGUCUGGGAGAGGAGAUGACUUCCCAUGUCGGCCUUCCUCUUCCCUUCCUGCUACUGGCGAUCACCACCUCGGACAAGGACAGGCAUACUACAGUUUGGUCUUCGGAUGCUCUCGUUUCUCAGCAGCCUGAAGCUGCCCAAAGGACUUGAGGUCCUGGUGGGAUCUGCAGGAAAUGCUGGCUCAUUGCUUCUUGCCUCCUUUGGCUGGGAUUCCCCACUUCUCUCUCCUCUUCCCACUCAAUCUGAAGAGAACCCAGCAGAAAGCUAGAAAGUGUUUGCCUCUGGCUUUGGGGUUCUCGUGCCACAUUGGAGUGGAUGCCCUGCAACCUUUGACUUGAAGCUAAUGGUCCUGGCCAAGCUGCAGCAGCUCGGCUUAAGCCCGGAGCAGACAGAACCAGAGCCAUUUCGCCAUCUGCUAGGAGCUGGCAGGGUGGGCUUGGGUCGCGAUGAGGCUCUGCCUCCCACUCAGACUGGGGUGUGGGAGAACAGAGUGUAUGUGCUGAAUGUUGGACAAACCUCGACUGUAGGCCCCGCCUUCAAAGGAUGAUGUGUAUGUUGAACCCACGAGGGAGAGUUCAUCGAGUGGCCUUUACGUGAAUCAUUGAUGUACUUUGUUUUUGUAAUUGCACAGGAGCUGUGUGUUUGGAGAUGUUCUAGGGUGGUUAGAGUUCUAAAUGGGCCACUUUGCCCCACCCUUGCCCCAAGCCUGCUGGAAGGGAGCCGAGGGGCAAGUUGGACUUCUUUCUUUGCUGUGUGUUUGCUUGAAGUGGGUACUCGUGCUACCCCGGCUAGAAGUCUCAAAGUCACUUUAUGGGAAAUCAUGGAGACCUUGAGGUUUGAUCAGGUAGUUGCAGGUGUUCUCUUUGGGAAUCGCUUGUGCAAAAUUAUACUUUGGCUCCUUUGGGGGUGCAUUUAGAUUAGCCAAGAAACCAAUAAAUGUGGGCUUUUGCAGGAUUAAGAGUUUAGGAGCAUUUUUUUUAAAAGAGGGAGAUAAGCCCAGAUCAUCCAAUUGGCCAGGAUAAAUUAAAGCUGCAUCUGACAUUUUCAGGAGUUCCCUGAGCUUUCUGAUUUAUGGUCUACUCUUGUUUUGGGUUUUUGCUCCACUCAGCUUCUUUUGUAACUUUUUCCAAAUCCGUCGGAAAGCAUAAUGUUGGUCUUUUUUUUCCUCCCAAAGGUUCUCAAUGAUCUGGCCUCAAUGCACUGUUACCACUGUGGCUGGAUAAGUGGGGAGUAGACUGUAUCUGGAUUGUACCACAUUUCUAACCAAUCCAUUUCUUGGCUGGUUAACAUUGUGUGAUCGGGGCAGGGUGGGGGGUGGGGGGUUGAGAAUGGGGUGUUUGGGUUUUGGCCUAAAAUAAAUGUUAUAAAUUUUGUGUA
This is a messenger RNA of Monodelphis domestica (gray short-tailed opossum), 7318 nucleotides long. Its product is annotated as protein zyg-11 homolog B. NCBI's taxonomy places the organism in Eukaryota, Metazoa, Chordata, Mammalia, Didelphimorphia, Didelphidae. Gene Ontology annotation, cellular component: Cul2-RING ubiquitin ligase complex. The record is from RefSeq and is a predicted model, not a curated record.